AUGGCGAAGCAAACUCUGGACCUUUACGAAUUAUUUCGGCUUGUCGUCUCAAAGGGUGGACUUGUAGAAGUUAUAAACAAAAAACUAUGGCGGGAAAUAACGAAAGGUCUUAAUUUGCCUUCAUCCAUUACCAGCGCAGCCUUCACAUUGCGAACACAGUACAUGAAAUAUCUCUAUCCAUACGAAUGCGAAAAACUCAAACUGAGCUCCCCGCAGGAAUUACAGGCGGCGAUCGACGGAAACCGCCGAGAAGGCCGAAGACCGAGUUACGGGUAUGACUUGUCCCCAGGCCCCACAUUAUUACCGAAUCCACACCAUCACCUCAAUGGAAAUCUUCUGAAUGGGAAAUUAGGAGCGAGUUCACCAGGGGUGGCACCAGCUGAUUACAUAUGGUGGGGUUCCAGGAGAAUAUGCCUCAAACCGGAUUCGGAUGACGACAGUUUACCGUCGACGCCGAUCCAGUCACGCAGUCUGUCGGAGCGCGAUGCACUAGCCAUGGAAGCUGCUUCCCGGGCGAUGGAAGAAGCCACACGAAAAAUGGAAGCCGCAUCGCGGGCCGCUGUUGAAGAGAGCCCACCGCGGAAACGAUUAGCCAUGUCGGACGAGGAACGUCUUUUGGUGCACGCGGGCAUGCCCAGUGCUCACAUCAAAAUUACAAGUAGGAAUGACGGUCGAUCCGAAAUCGACAAUUCCCUAGUCGUCAGCAUGGAGAUUAACGGGAUUAUGUAUCAAGGCGUCUUGUUCGCCCAGCAACCGCGACGGAUUUAG
Acanthosepion pharaonis is the source of this 768-nucleotide messenger RNA. The record is from the annotation of a GenBank genome assembly. Lineage: Eukaryota; Metazoa; Mollusca; Cephalopoda; Sepiida; Sepiidae.